Messenger RNA from Microthlaspi erraticum, 657 nucleotides. NCBI's taxonomy places the organism in Eukaryota, Viridiplantae, Streptophyta, Magnoliopsida, Brassicales, Brassicaceae. The record is from the annotation of a GenBank genome assembly.
AUGGCAACGUCGAGUCUGUUUAAGCAAAGCACAAAGAUCGUCGGCGUCAGCACUAACUACGCCGCUUACGUCAAAGACAAGCCCGUCCCCAAGGAACCAGUGAUAUUCUUAAAGCCGACAUCGUCCUACUUGGAAAAUGGAGGAACAAUUGAGGUCCCACAUCCUCUGGAGGCACUUUUCCAUGAAGUGGAACUCGCUGUAGUUAUCGGACAGAAGGCUAGAGAUGUACCCGAAUCAGUAGCCAUGGAUUACGUUGGAGGAUAUGCGGUUGCUCUUGAUAUGUCCGCUCGGGAAAUCCAAGUUGCCGCCAAGGCAUCUGGUCUCCCGUGGGCGCUGGGUAAAGGACAAGAUACCUUCACUCCAAUCGGCUCUGUUCUGCCAAAUGAGAUGGUGCCUGAUCCCGAUAACCUAGAACUUUGGCUAAAGGUUGAUGGUGAAACAAGACAGAAGGGUUUGACAAACGAUAUGAUCUUCAAGGUCCCCUACCUCGUCAGCUACAUAAUCUCUAUCAUGACUCUUUUCGAAGGCGAUGUCAUCUUGACUGGUACACCAUUAGGUGUUGGACCUGUGAAGAUAGGUCAGAAGAUAACCGCCGGGAUCACCGGUCUAACUGAAGUUCAAUUUGAUGUCGCCAGGCGUGUAAAGCCCUUGACCUAA